Mytilus trossulus (common blue mussel) is the source of this 419-nucleotide messenger RNA. RefSeq lists its product as uncharacterized. Bases 61 to 372 code for a protein of 103 amino acids. NCBI's taxonomy places the organism in Eukaryota, Metazoa, Mollusca, Bivalvia, Mytilida, Mytilidae. The transcript is spliced from 3 exons. The record is from RefSeq and is a predicted model, not a curated record.
GGGAGCAUCGUUACUUUAAUAUCAAGUGCUUGUAAUGGGGCAGGUUGUCAAAAAUUUACCAUGAGAUUAUUCGGAGGUUAUAUUAUCGGGGCGCAACUUAACCAAAAUGGUGAUCAAAUGAAUGUCGGCGGAUGUGGAAUGAAUAAACUCAGAUCACAAUAUACAAGCUGUGAAGUAGAUUUAAUGUACGCUGUAAAACAAGGAAUGGGAUACGAUUGUUCUUGUCAGAUAGAGCACUGUUUGCAACAUCAAGCUGACGCAGGACUAUGCAAAUCCAAUGACAAGUGUUAUAUCCAUGUUACUGAUAAUAAAAAUUCCACAGCUAACUGUAAACGAGGGUUAAAUGGUAAAUGCAAUUGGAAUGCAUGUUAAAAAGGACAACUUGUGCAACAGAAAUGAAAAUAAAAAUAUGUUUUGUG